GAGAUCCGCACAUCAGUUGUUCGCAAGCUAUUGUGAAAAUCAAUUUCGAAAUGUACGGUUUAAUUCUUUUCGCUCUGGUAGCGACGGCUUCUGCCAAUGUCUACCACAACGCUCAGUGCCCUCUCGUGAAACCGGUGGAGAAUUUUAAUUUGGAAGCAUACGGUAAUGGGGUUUGGUUUGAGCUCGCGAAGUACCCCAACGAUGCUGAGAAGGGGGGUCAGUGCGGCUCAACCGAGUACAGACUUCAGGCUGACACCAUCCAGAUCAGAAGCUUCCAUGUAGCCAAUGGAAGGCUGGCUUCCAUCGACGGUACUGCCAGGCUCGCACCUCCAAGCGCUACUGAAGGAAAACUCCUGUACUCUCUCCCUUAUGGUGAGGGCGGCUCCUACCAGGAGUACACGGCUUGGGUUCUGGACACAGACUAUGAUAACUAUGCCAUCGUCUAUUACUGCAAAUAUAACGCGGAGAAGAAGACCCGUCAAGACUUCGCUUGGAUCUUCUCAAGGAGCAAAGUCUUGGACCCCCAGAGCAAGGCGAAGGUUGACAAAUUCAUAAAGGACUCCAAAUUCCUGGACAGCAGCAAAUUCAAGUACACUGACUUUUCCGAGGCAGCGUGCAGAGUCGUUUACUAAAAACUUUGUGAAGACUAAAA
Messenger RNA from Bicyclus anynana (squinting bush brown), 652 nucleotides. Its product is annotated as bilin-binding protein. Gene Ontology annotation, molecular function: pigment binding. The record is from RefSeq and is a predicted model, not a curated record. Bases 51 to 632 code for a protein of 193 amino acids. NCBI's taxonomy places the organism in Eukaryota, Metazoa, Arthropoda, Insecta, Lepidoptera, Nymphalidae. The transcript is spliced from 4 exons.